This is a messenger RNA of Exophiala aquamarina CBS 119918, 774 nucleotides long. RefSeq lists its product as uncharacterized. The record is from RefSeq and is a predicted model, not a curated record. Bases 1 to 774 code for a protein of 257 amino acids. The transcript has a single exon. NCBI's taxonomy places the organism in Eukaryota, Fungi, Ascomycota, Eurotiomycetes, Chaetothyriales, Herpotrichiellaceae.
AUGGCCCUCGCUCGGGCUUUCACCAAGCGCAACAAGCGAAGUGGUGAUCAAGCAUCUAUGCAACGUGGCACAAGUGUCAGGUAUCCCCCCGGAACAAUCAAUCGCAGUCUCAUCUCUCUUCCAACAGAGCUGAUUUCUACAACCAAUGUUCAAGCCUUGACUGCUCCAGACAUUCGAAGUGUUUCCGGUGCAUCUUCUAUGGGCUCACUCGGCUCUGGAAUGGAGUCGGAUUUCUCGACUAUCGACAGAAGUUUUCUCAACAACACUGGUAGUGACACCUCAUCGGUUGACAGCAGUGGCCCAGCAACCCCUGUGACACCUGCAAACGAUGAAAUGAAAUCAUUCUUUGAUUCCAAGCAGCCCGCCUCCGUUGUUCCAGCUCUUGCUUCACCUUCAGCUAUCGACACGCCAACAGUACCACAGCGUGCUCCCUCUCACUCCAAAAAGGCACACGUCGAGUUGUCCAAGAAGCGAUCGAUUCAACGCAUGUCCCCUCCUCCCACAUCCAUCACUAAGCCCACGGUCCGCAACAGUACUGAUAUCUUCAACAAGCCUGCAGACCCGAAUCAUCCCUUUGGUCGGGAACUCGCACAAGUAAAUGAGAUUGCGGAAGAGUUUGGUGCUACAGCUCGAUUAUUGGAUGAAGAAGAGCAGGAUAUCAUGAGCAAAGGGCUAUGCAAAUUCGGAGUGGAGGAUUACCUGGAUGAAAUAGCCGGCCUCUAUGGUGGUAUCUUCGAGGACCAACUUACGUCACUGGCAAAGCCGUGGAUCUGA